UGUCCUGACACUGGGCCCCUUCUUCACACAAACACACCGGGACCCGCAGCGAGUUCCCAAGACCAUCACACAACUAUAUUGCUACUUUAUUUACAACAUCCUGAAAAACCACGGCCGUAAGAUUGAGAACCUCCGUGAGGUGUUACUGAGGGUUGGUCAGAUGGCCUUCACUGGAGUGGCUGAGAAGAACAUUGUGUUCACAGAUGGAGAUUUGAUCAAAUACAAUCUGCAGCCUUCCCAGUUCCUGUCCGGGUUCCUGAUGGAACUUUUGGAGAGAGAGGAUUCAGCCCGGAGCGUGGUGUACACCUUCCCGCACCUCACCAUCCAAGAGUUUGUAGCCGCACUCGCACAAUUCCUGACUGUAGAUCCCGGGAAUAUCGUGAAACUCCUGUCUGAAGCCCACAGCACGACAGACGGGCGAUUUGAAGUAUUUCUCCGUUUUAUCGCUGGUCUCUCCUCCCCACGGACAGCUUGGAUCCUGGAGGAGUUUCUGGGUAAAUUCCCUCAUCAAACAACCGGCCGAGUGAUUGACUGGGUGAAGGAGGAGGUUAAAUGCCGGGCUGGAAACACAGGGAGUGAAGCUGGUGAACGGAGCUUCCUGAACACGAUGCACUACCUGUUUGAGUCUCAGAAUCCUGUACUGGCUCAGCAGACACUGGGCUCUGUGGAAACAAUUUCAUUCAGUGGACUGGGACUGACCCCGAUUGACUGUGCGGUCCUGUCUCAUGCCAUCAGGCUCUGUGAUAUAAUCAAACACCUCGAUCUGGGGAACUGCCGCAUUCAGUGUGAAGGUCUCCAGCGGCUGGGACCGGUUCUGCACAAGUGUCAGGUCUUGGGACUGGGACACAACAAAGACCUGGGAGAUUCCGGAGUGAAACUGGUGUCUGAUGCUCUGAGGAACCGGCACUGUAAAAUACAGACACUGGGGCUGGACAGAGUCGGUCUCACAGAUUCUGGAGCCGAGUAUCUCGUCUCCGCUCUCAGUACAAACACCUCACUGACGGAGCUGUACCUGACAGACAACUCCCUCACAGACCGAUGUGUCCCCGCUCUCCGCCGCCUCAUACUGACCCUCCCGAGUCUGGGGCUGAUCUGGCUGGAGGAGAAUAGGUUCAGUGCAGACGGACAGAACCAGCUGAAGAGUCUGCAGGGAACCAGACGCGGACUGAGUGUGUACGUUGAACGUGUCUGGUAGUAAACGUCACCGCCCUGGGGACUGGAAUAUUGUUGGCCGAUUCCCUGCCCCUCCCCUUUGAACAGCCGCCCAUCCUCCCCUUUAAACCCCAACGCUUCCCGGGCCGGCCGGGCGGUGACAUCAGAGGCGACCCUGCCCGCUGUCACGUGACCCGGGUAUGUGGCGCUGCUGAUGCUACCAGGCCGGUGCUGCCCCCAGUGGGGGACGGGGGCAUUGCAGCCGGACCUGGAGGAACCCAGAUGUAACUUUAUCAUCAGUGGCCCCCGCUCCUGCUGUGGAUUAAUGGUGACAACAGCAGCAGCAACAGCAGCAGCAACAGCAGCUGCAGCAGCAACAGCAGCAACAACAGUAACAGCAGCAACAGCAACAACAACAGCAGCAGCAACAGCAGCAGCAACAGCAGCAGCAACGGCAA
Messenger RNA from Amblyraja radiata (thorny skate), 1610 nucleotides. Its product is annotated as NLR family CARD domain-containing protein 3-like. Gene Ontology annotation, cellular component: cytoplasm. The transcript is spliced from 5 exons. The coding region runs from base 161 to 1195 and encodes 344 amino acids. NCBI's taxonomy places the organism in Eukaryota, Metazoa, Chordata, Chondrichthyes, Rajiformes, Rajidae. The record is from RefSeq and is a predicted model, not a curated record. Gene Ontology annotation, molecular function: protein binding.